AAUUCACGCUUUUAUGCAAUCAUUGCAUUGAAAACUCAAUUGAAUUGCGGUUUAAAUGCAAUCAAAGUAUUGAAAAGUUUUUUAUUGAAAAGCUUUUUAUUGAAACUUUAUUAUCAAAUGUCUGUUUUGCCCGAUAAUCAGUCAUCAGGUCCUAAAGGAUUAGGAGAUCCGGAGGACAGGACUCUACGGAAAGUGGAGAACGAGAUACUGAUCCCGAAGAUUAUGCGAGAAUUGGCCCGAAAGGAGAAAUGCACACAAUUUGUCAGAGCUUUCGAGGAAUGCUGUAAAAAGAGUUCACUUCUUAUGGUCGUUAAGUGUCGGACAGAGAACACGCGUCUGAGGGACUGUUUGGCCGAUUGGUAUCACAACCAAGAGUUCAGACAUCACUGCGAAGACAUCUACUUGAAUGAGAGGUCGGAGUACAGGAGGACAGGGGUUAAGUCAAAGACCAAACGAAUGGGUUAACCGUUUCAUCACUUAAUUGUCACCA
Oppiella nova is the source of this 490-nucleotide messenger RNA. The record is from the annotation of a GenBank genome assembly. NCBI's taxonomy places the organism in Eukaryota, Metazoa, Arthropoda, Arachnida, Sarcoptiformes, Oppiidae.